UGACGUCUACUGGAAACAGUCAGGACUGCACAAUGGCGGCAGAAUCGGAAGGUAUGCAGAAAAUGUUGCCAGAAAUGAAACAGAAACGAAAACCAUUCCGUGGAUCUUACUGUUCUUGUGCGGCUCACGUCUGCAACAAAAUUCUACUGUUUAUCUACACAAUCUGCUACGUGAUUGUGGGUCUGGUUCUGAUGGUGGUGGGGGUGUUUGUGGAGAUAGAGAGACAACAGAUACAGUCUCUAGACAACCGCCUCGCCCUGCCUGUUGCGUUGCUCAUCCUCGUGGGCCUCGUCAUCUUCAUCACAGCGCUGUGUGGCUGCAUCGGCACUGUCAAGGAGAACCCCACUCUCCUCAAAGUGUUUCUGGUGGUGACUGUAAUUGUGUUUCUCAUUCAAGUGACGAUCGGAAUCAUAGCGUUCAUAUACAGACAGCAGGUUCCUGAAAUCUUGAGUCGUGAACUGAUGUUUGGUGUUGAGGGGUACACGGAGAGUUCGGGAGUAAAGACGGCAAUGGACUACAUACAGAGACAAUUCAAGUGUUGUGGGUUCGAGACAUACGAAGACUACAGCACGAAGAACGCAGACUUCUCAUGCGUGUCGGACAAACCUCAGGCGUGUGGUGUCCCGCAGUCGUGCUGCAAGCGUACCAAGGGUGCAGAUUUUUCUGAAAGCUGUGGUUUUGGUAUUAUCGGAAAUGCCUCGGUGUACACUGUUAUCAACACCGAGGGAUGCACUGAUGCAUUUGUCCGCUACCUGGCUGAACACCUUGACUGUGUGGGAGCUACAGCGCUGGGCUUCUCCAUCCCUCAGAUUUUUGGAUUCCUGUUGGCUUACUAUUUCAUUCGCCAUGUGCAGAACAUGCGAGUGUGGUACAGAGUGGAUAACUACAAGGCUUAGAUAACUACACAACACUCUCACCAGCUAGACAACAUGAUGUCUUGUCUGUCUUUACCAUAACUAGAACUUACUGAGUUAUAUGAUAACUUCGAGGCUUAGAUAACUACACAAUCUCACCAGCUAGUCAACAUGCUGUCUUGCCUGUCUUUGCUAUCUCUAGAACUCGCUGAGAACAUUAUGUGAUAACUAUAAGGCUUAGAUAACAAGACGUAGACUAUAGAAUGCUCUCAACAUGUUGUCUUGUCUGUCUUUACCAUCACUUAGAACUCGAGAACAUUACAUGAUAACUACACAGCUUGGUCUACAGAAUACCCUCACCAGCUAGUCAACAUGUUGUCUUGCCUAUCUUUACUAUCACUAGAACUCGCUGAGAACAUUACAUGAUAACUACACAGCUUGGACUACAGAACACCCUCACCAGCUAGUCAACAUGUUGUUUUGCCUAUCUUUACUAUCACUAGAACUCACUGAGAACAUUACAUGAUAACUACACGGCUUGGACUACAGAACACCCUUACCAGCUAGUCAACAUGUUGUCUUGCCUAUCUUUACUAUUACUAGAACUCGCUGAGAACAUUACAUGAUAACUACAUUGCUUAGAUAACUACACAACACACUCACCAGCUGGUUAAGGCUUCCAUAACAAGGCUUAGAUAACUACAAGGCUUAGAUAAGUACAAGGCUUAGACUGCAGAAUACCCUCACCAGCUAGUCAACAUGCUGUCUUGCCUGUCUUUACCAUCUUUACUCACGUGAUAACUAUACGGCUUAGAUAACAAGGCUUAGAUAACUACACGGUUUCGAUAACUAUAAGGCUUAGAUAACUACACAACACUAUCAUUAGCUAGUCGACAUGUUGUCUUACCUGUCUUUUCAAUCACUAGAACUCACCGAGGACAUUACAUGAUAACUAUAAGGCUUGGAUAACUGCACAACAAUCUCACCAGCUAGUCGGCAUGUUGUAGAAAACUACAAGGCUUAGACUACAUAACACCCUAACCAGCUAGUCAACAUGUCUUGCCUAUCUUUAAAAUCAUUAAAUCUCACUAAGGACUGUUUUACUCACUGCUUCCAAAAUGAUGCUUAACACCCAUUGCAGAAGAUCUUGUCCAAACAGAUUAAAAGGAUGAUGUCGUGACUUUAAAUUUUACUCAGAAGCUGGGCCUCGGUACCUUGUAUUCUUUAUUUCUUGCCUGUGACUAUCACUAGACGUAAUAGGUGCUGCUGGUACCAUACCUCAAUCUUUGUUGUCUGUCUGUAAUCACUAUCACUAUCACAACUAGAACUAAUUAAUGACAUAAUAAUAGUCCCAGUUUUCGAGAUGGUGCUGUACAUAGGUCAUAAACCUGCUGAUAAAAAACAGUGUGGAAACUGGUGUGUUUAUAGGCUGUUUAGAUUUAGAAAUCUGGGUCAAGUUCAACUGGACAGAGUUGAAAGAUGCUUAUUUAUAGACUAGUUUUUGCUCAUCAUGUUAAACUGAAAGAUCACUUUUGGAACCAAUCCAUUUGUUUGCAAACAUUAGCAGUGAUCACUUUCGGUGAAUGCAUUCUCAGAUCCUUUAUUUCCUGCCAGUUACACUUUAAUGACAUAAUCCAGGCUGCCAUGCAGCUCCAUAUUUUUUUCUUUCUUGCCAGUUAGAGUUACGACUAAUUGAAUGACAAUAAAGUCCCUGCUAACAAGAUGGUGCUUGACAUCUUUCAGUGCUUGUUUACAGUUACUGAAAACAGAGUCUGAGACAUAGUCAGUGUUUUGAACGAUUCCAUCACACUUUUAAAAGUUUACCUGGAAGCUGGCCCUCGGACCUUUUUUAUUCUUUGGGGGUUUUACUGUCAUUACUAGACAUAAUAGUUCUUGCUCCCUUUUCUGUUGUGCUUGAUAAGCCUAUUUUUGACAUCACAUUUAAAAUUUUACCUGGAAGUUAAGCCUCAGAAUUAUUGGUUUUUUAUCCCUUGCCCAUGAAAAUUCAUCCUCAAUCAGUCGAAAGUUGUCCUGUUAAUAGAAAAGUUUGGUUAUGAUAUGUCUUCAUUCUUUGUUAUCGAAUAAUGCAUUAUUGACAUUGGCAAUGGCACAGUAUUUUUUGCAAAAAACCUGUAUUAUUUAAUGAAGAAUACAGUCUGAAGGUAGACAUGUACAUGCUGUGUUGUCUGUUUUCAUUUUGUGUUUAAAAAUUAAUUCGCACGACUCCAGCUUGCAAAACCAGUGGCAUAGCGUGGGCGGGGCUACUGGGUCGGUUGCCCUGGGUACAAAAUUCUGGACUGGUGGAAGGGACUCGGGGAGUACUAACAGUCCACUGGUUAGAGGGCACAAUACUUGCCUUGCCCCGGACGCUGGCAACCCACACUAUGCCACUGUGCAAAACAACUAUAAUGUACCAAAAAAAAAAAGUAACAUCUAUGUCUCCCACUCCACAUUUUAGAAAGCUGAUUGGUGUCAAUGCUCAUUUUGUCAAUUAAUGUUUGAUGUAAUACAAGUUUGGGUUAAAAAUAACAUAUCCUUAAGUGGGAUGACUUUAGAAAGAGAACAACUCUUGAUUAAUUGGAAUGAUCUUUAGUUUCAUCUUGCCAUUUUAAUUUUUUGUUAGUUUUGUAGUUUUUUAAUGGCAGUAUAACAACAGUUAUGGUAGGUUGAGGUGAAAGGAGGAGCAGGAUUGUUGUUCCCAUAUGACCUAUCACAGAAAUGGUUCAAUUGUAGAUCAUGAGUAAUAUCAAAGCUUGGCUCAUUACUGUGUAAUAUUUAAAUCUGAGCUCACAACUACAUAUGUAUGUAAUAUUUAAAUCUUAGUUCAUGACUAUGUAUGAUUACGCAUACACAUUUUUGCUAGUAAUAAGCAAUGGUGCUUUUGAGUUUAUUAAUUAUAUUUAUGGUGCAUGCUUUAUCACCAUGGUUUAAAAUUUGUAUUGUGUUGUGUAUUUAGUUACGGAAAACUGGACAUAUGUAUGUUUUCUUUACUAAUUUCUGAACUCUUUGUUAUUUAUCUGCAUGGAAUCAAUGGAAGGGAAAAAAAGUUAUUUUCAUCUACGCUAAGGCACAAAUGCAAUAUUUGGUUUCCAUUAAGUCCGUUAACAGAGUUUUAUUUAACAUUAAUUUUUACAAAAAAUGUUUCUGGAUUGUUUAAAAGCUAUUCGACUGGGUGACUGACUUCCAACAUUGAGUGAAAAUGUAUGACUAGUUUUCUUUAGCUGUAUGUAUUGUAAACUGUACACUUGUUUUCUUUAUCUGUAUUGUAAACUGUACACUUGUUUGGUUGUUGUGUUUGUUUUAUAUUUUUGUUUGUAUUAUUCACUUGAAAGAUUAGAGUGUUAUGGUCAUAGUUAUAAAUACUGUGGUGUAUGUUAUUUACAAUUCAAGUCUGAUGGUAUUGCAGGCACCAUUUUCCCUUAAAUAUUACCUAAAUCCAUUGGAUUCUUGCAGUUUUACAUCUAUAACCACGAGAAUCAAAAUGUUUUUGUAGUUUUACAUGUAUAACUAUGAGAAUCAAAAUGUUUUUGCAGUCUUACAUGUAUAACUAUGAGAAUCAAAAUGUUUUUGCAGUUUUUACAAUAUGCUCAGCUAUGUGACUACUGUUAUUUGAUGAAUAUUAUAAUGAUUAUCUGGAAAUGGAAAUUACUUUUUCUGAAACAGCUUGCCUAAACAUUAUGGAUAUUUGACUACAUGCUUGAUUCGUUUUUAAGGCUUGAUUUUGCAGGGAUCUAUCAUAACUGGAUUCAUGUGACAUUUAUUUAUGUGAAUAUUACUGGAUUCCCAUCGUUAAACAAGCCCUGCAUCACGUAAAAAGAAAAAAAAGAGGUUAAAAUUGACAAUUAUAUAAAAAUGCCAACUUAAAUGUACCUAUGACCAUUUUACAUCUAGUUUUUCUGAUGUUUUUAACUCAUUACUUGCAUAAUAGUUCAUAAUAAAACAUUUAAAUAUUUUUGUUGCUAUUGCAGCUAUAUAUUUUGCUUUUAGAUGUUGUAUUUUUUAUUAUUUUUUACUGACAGUAGCUGAUGUUUUGUACGUUUCCAGACUGAGCAUAAUGAUAUACAUGUAUAUGUCGAUAAAUAAGAAGUGGCUUCAUCUUGUUUGUAUUAUUUACUUGAAACAUAAAGGUGUCAUUUGAAAUUCAGAUUAAGUUAAAUGACAGUAAGGUUUUCCACAUUAUAACCUAUGAUUUUCUUAAGAUACUUCUCAACAACGAAGACGUUGGCGUAGAGGGGUUGAUAAUUUGUAACAGGAGCUGGAUAUCCAUCUCUGGUAUGUUGUACUUGUUUGUUGUACAAAAGUAGAACUUUUGACAUUUUUAAUACUUUACGAAAUAAAUGCUAUUUUCAA
This is a messenger RNA of Gigantopelta aegis, 5204 nucleotides long. Its product is annotated as tetraspanin-15-like. Gene Ontology annotation, cellular component: membrane. NCBI's taxonomy places the organism in Eukaryota, Metazoa, Mollusca, Gastropoda, Neomphalida, Peltospiridae. The coding region runs from base 33 to 896 and encodes 287 amino acids. The transcript has 8 exons. The record is from RefSeq and is a predicted model, not a curated record.